Molecule: messenger RNA, 3097 nt
Organism: Cololabis saira (Pacific saury)
Lineage: Eukaryota; Metazoa; Chordata; Actinopteri; Beloniformes; Belonidae
Product: cyclin-dependent kinase 17-like
Exons: 18
Coding region: 307-1938 (543 amino acids)
Biological process (GO): protein phosphorylation
Cellular component (GO): nucleus; cytoplasm
Molecular function (GO): ATP binding; protein kinase activity
Source: RefSeq, a predicted model, not a curated record
CCGAGGGAGCGCAGAUCAACCAGUAGUCCUCUCGGUCCCGUCACUGCCAUGGUCUCAUCUUCACAAAAACACCACGGCUGGGCUCUUCCGUCGGGACAUAAACUUUAAAUCCUACAAGAAAGGAGCCAUGCCGGUCUAAAGCGACAGUGAAAGUAUCGGCCACAAAGAAGAAGCAAUUGGUCCUUUUCUUUUUGUAUUUCUAAAAGGAGGGGAAAGACGGCAUCCGGCCUGAGGAGAAGCUCCGAGGUCGGGGACUCCGGUCGGAGCGGCGCUACUCGCUUCUGGCCUCCCCUUCCCGAGAGCUCCAUGGAGAAGAUGAAACGGUUCAAGCGGCGCAUCACUCAGUCGCUAAGAGGCAGCCACACCAUUGACGAGUCGCUGUCGGAGCUGGCCGAGCAGAUGACUAUCGAGGAGAACGGCCUGAAGGACUGUGAGCCCAUCGUGAGAAAUGGCCGUCCCCCGUCAGCCCACAGCGUCCACUCUUUUCUUCACCAAUAUACGGGUUCCUUCAAGAAGCCGCCUCUCCGGCGGCCCCAGAGCGUCAUCGGAGGAGGCCUGGGCUCUCUGAUGGUCGCGCCUCGCAACGGCAGUCGCCUCGAUAUCGUCCAUGAGAAUCUAAAGAUGGGAUCAGACGGGGAGAGCGACCAGGCAUCAGGUACAUCGUCCGAUGAGGUGCAGUCGCCCACGGGUGUUUGUCUCCGGAACCGAGGGAACAGACGCAUCUCUGCGGAGGACUUGAACAAACGUCUGUCUCUGCCGGCUGACAUCCGGAUACCUGACGGUUACCUGCAGAAGCUGCAGCUGACCAGCCCGCCGUUCGACCAGCCGCUGAGCCGACGAUCCCGCAGAGCAUCACUGUCAGAAAUCGGGUUCGGGAAACUGGAGACGUACAUCAAGCUGGACAAGCUGGGAGAAGGCACGUACGCAACCGUCUUCAAGGGGAGGAGUAAGCUGACAGACAACCUUGUGGCGCUGAAGGAGAUCAGACUGGAGCACGAGGAGGGGGCACCGUGCACUGCCAUCCGAGAAGUGUCUCUACUGAAGGACCUGAAACACGCCAACAUCGUGACGCUGCACGACAUCGUCCACACCGAGAAGUCGCUCACACUGGUGUUCGAGUACCUGGACAAAGACCUCAAGCAGUACAUGGACGACUGCGGGAACAUCCUGAGCAUGCAGAACGUCAAGAUUUUUUUGUUCCAGAUUCUGCGAGGUUUGGCCUACUGCCACAGACGGAAAGUCCUCCACCGAGACCUGAAGCCCCAGAACCUGCUCAUCAACGACAGAGGAGAGCUCAAACUAGCUGACUUUGGCCUGGCCAGGGCCAAGUCGGUGCCCACAAAGACGUACUCUAACGAGGUGGUGACGCUCUGGUACCGUCCUCCAGACGUGCUGCUGGGCUCCUCCGAGUACUCCACACAGAUAGACAUGUGGGGUGUGGGCUGUAUAUUCUACGAGAUGGCUGCCGGCCGGCCCCUGUUCCCCGGCUCCACGGUGGAGGACGAGCUGCACCUCAUCUUCCGGCUGUUAGGAACUCCGACAGAAGACAGCUGGCCGGGAAUCUCAUCCAUCGACGAGUUCAAGUCCCACAAAUUCCCAAAGUACAAGGCGCAGGCCCUGAUCAAUCACGCACCCAGUCCACUUAUCAUUGGAGAUGGGAGUGAGCAAAUAUUUCUCAUGAGACCCAGGCUGGAUACCGAUGGAAUCGAGCUGCUGACGUCAUUCCUAAAAUAUGAAUCGAAAAAGAGGAUCUCGGCUGAUGAAGCGAUGAGGCAGCCGUACUUCAGGAGCCUGGGGCCACGCGUGCACACGCUGCCAGAGAGCAUAUCCAUAUUUACACUGAAGGAGGUGCAGCUGCAGAGAGAUCCCGGCUACCGGAACUCCUCGCACUCCGAGUCAGGUAACGGAAAGAGCAGAAGACAAAGCAUGCUGUUUUAAAGGUUUUGGACUGGACUUGGCAUCUCCUCGCCGUACAGUCCUGCGGUCUGAUCAGAACCCAGAGAUGGAUGUUGGCCUUGACCACGAUCAUCACCAUCACUCCUUCCAGGAACUGGGGAAAGCCCCGCCCCCUCCCCCGGAUUGGUCUGAACCUGAUUCAAAUAAGAGACGUUUAUAUACUGUACAUCUAUAUUUAUUGAGAAGAAAUUGCUGCUGAAUCCAACUACUGUCUAGAAAUUUAACUGGCUCAGUCACUUUAAUGAAUACAUGCAAUGUGUAUAGAUCUUUUUUUUUUUAUUUCUUUUUUUUGAAGUGGUGGUAUAUUUUUUUUGUGCUUUUUUUUUUUCUUUUCUAAGUCAUUGUUACCAUUUUCAUACAUAAAAGGCCACCUGGAAGCCCUGCAUGUGUGUACAGCGCACAGACGGAGGGGCGUUUCUGCAGCGGCUCGGGGGGGAUGGAUGUGCCGCCUCUGUUGCCACGGCGACACACAGCUGCACAAAUCACUCUGACCGUUUACCCUGAAGAUUUCUGAUCAAUAACUCAUCACUUUGGUCCUGACUGGAGGCUAAAACUCUGUGCAAAAAGGAAAGAGUCGGGUUCCCGUCAGACAUCCUUCUUGGCAUAUCAUUCCAGGAUGCAGCGGUUCUCGGUCCCAGCCAACGAACACAGGCAGGGGGGGGAAAAGCAACGUAAAAUUAACGAGGGCAUUACGGGGGGAAAUCAUGAAUAUUUAAGUGUAAGUCGACAACCUCCGGCCUUGUUGUUCUUUUUCCUCUCACAUCCGACACACGGACUCCCACAAAGAAGUGCGACCCGGUGAAUAUGCAGUGCUGCCUUGGUGCUUUACAGAUGCUCGUCCCGAAAUUAGCCCCCCUCCCCUCCGGUUCCCUCCAUCUUUGUGUUUGCACGUCUGCUUGAACGAAGACCCCCCCCUGAACCCGAACCUGAACCCGACCCGAGAGUCUGAUCUGAAUCGCCGUCUAUUUAACAGUGUUACAAGAGAUGUUUUCUAUGAUGAUCUUUAACUUUAUUUGUGAAUAAUCUGUUGUUUGUGUGAAAUUUUGUUGCAGGCGCCCCCUUUCUGUAUUUUUGAGUUUUAUUUUCAGAGUAAAGAAUAUUAAAACCUAAAGUUUAAACAGAGGUCAGGGUUCUGUCUUCA